This is a messenger RNA of Spirodela intermedia, 2584 nucleotides long. The record is from the annotation of a GenBank genome assembly. NCBI's taxonomy places the organism in Eukaryota, Viridiplantae, Streptophyta, Magnoliopsida, Alismatales, Araceae.
AUGGAUCCUUGGCCGCUGUCCAGCCAACAGGCGUUCUUCGCCGCCGUCCGCUCGGGGGAUCUGGAAGCCCUCCGGCGGAUUGUUGAGGGAGGGGAUGGAGCUGUGGAGACGCCAGCUGUGGCCUUCAUGGCGAUGCAGAACGAGGAGGGACAGACGGGGCUGUACGUCGCUGCGGCGGGGAACCAGGAGGAAGUGUUCAGGUACCUGGUGAAGUUCUGUGACUUCGAGACGGCGGCGACCAAGUCGAACGUCGGCACCACCGCCCUCCACGCGGCUGCCAAGAACGGCCACAUAGGUGAGGAUCGGCUCUUCUGUGCGGCGAGUCGGCUGUUAGGGUCCUGGUGAUGUUCAGUGAGUGGUGUUUGAUGGCUAAAUAUGUGACCUUGGGUGGCUGUUUUGAGGCCGACUUCAAUCGAAUCGCGGACUUCGUUUCCCGAAUUAGGUUCCUGGAGAUCCGAUAAAUUAGGGGGAAACGUGAUUUCUGCCGAGAUCGUCUUCGCCCCAGACUUUCAUAUCCAUUUUUUGUGCGCAGAUGCUGAACGAUGCGUUAACAGAUUGGCCCUCUGUCGAUGUUUUUAAUUCUCUUUUGAUCGAGUCUUUCAGACUAGAGUAGCAUAUCUUGUGCAUCCGGGGUCUGAACUUGUGGUGAUUCUCGUCCAGUGUGGAUGUCCUGAACUGACAGAUCCGUAUCAUGUCCAGGUAUCGUUAAAGAACUUUUGGUCUUGUGGCCGGAACUCUGCAGGAUUUGUGAUCCAACUGACACUAGCCCUCUCUAUGUGGCCGCUGCUGCUAAGCACUAUGAGAUUGUGAAGGCCAUUCUAGAUGUGGACAGAAGCUGCAUCCGGAUCGUCAGAAAAAAUGGGAAAACGUCGUUGCAUCAUAUGGCGAGAAAUGGCUACUAUGGGAUUGUCAAGGCACUCAUAGAUGCGGAUCCUGGUGUGGUAUCUAUCACGGAUAAAAAAGGUCAGACCGCACUUCAUAUGGCUGUAAAAGGUCGAAACCCCGACGUUGUUGAGGAGCUGCUACUCGCUGAUCUCUCUAUUCUCAACGCGCGGGACAAAAAGGGCAACACCGCUCUGCAUAUAGCCACAAGGAAAUGGCGUUCAGAGGUAUGAUCUUAGCAGCAAACUUCAUUCCCCAUACUGUUUCUUCUGCCACCAAACGCAUAAUACUGCAUAUUUGUUCUGGCAAACCCUGCCAUCCUGCUCUAUCCGAACUACUUUUCUGAUGUAAGGUAUCGGUCGGUCGGGCGCAAGCUGCAAGACCAUGUAUCGAAAUCUAGUCCUAAAGAGUAGCUUCCAGUCUCCUUGCCUUUGCAUCAUGUCUGCUACGAUUUUUAUGUAGCUUUGGUCUCUCCUCUACGACCACUUUUUCUUCCAGAUGUUAUAUUCUUCUGCUCUGUGCCUGCUGCUCGAGGACAACAUGAGUUUAAGCCGGCCCAUUCCUGUCAGCACUUUUCGCUCGGUAGAAAUGAUUUCAUAUUGUUCUUACUGGUUGUAUAAUUGUGUCUCGUGGAUCUCGAUGGGUCUCUGUGAGUUCCUUACUCAUGCUUUUGAAUGUGAUGGAAUGAGUUGACUACUAAAUAGCUUUUGUGUUGUUCGUGUAGUCUGAAUGAAAUAUGCACAGACUCAGGUGUUCGAAUGUUAUGUUCUGAAGUGGACUCAUUUCCUGAUGAACCCUCGGACUAAUUCACCUUUCUUUCUCUCAGAAUAUUCACCUUUUGGUGAGCUACCCAUCCAUUGAAGUCAACGCUCUGAACAACCAGAAAGAGACCGCAAUGGAUCUAGCUGAAAAGCUCUCAUACGAACACGUGUUGGAAAUAAGGGAAACCCUCCUGGAAGCUGGAGCCAAGCAUGCGAGUAAUCUCACCCGCGUUGACGAACACUCAGAAGAGUUGAGAAAGGAGGUCAGGGACCUGAAGCAGGAUCUCCAUUCUCAGCUCAGACAGAACGAGAAAACGAACAAACGGGUCUCGGGGAUCGCCAAAGAAUUACAGAAGCUCCACCGAGAAGCCGUCCAGAACACCAUCAAUUCAGUAACCGUGGUCGCGGUCCUGACCGCCUCCAUUGCGUUCAUGGCCAUCUUCAACCUCCCUGGUCAAUAUGAGUCCGACGGCGAAGACGUCGGAAAAGCCAACGUCGCCGACAGCAUGGGCUUCCGUGUGUUCUGCCUCCUGGAUGCCACCGCCCUGUUCAUCUCUUUGGCCGUCGUCGUGGUUCAGAUCACCCUCGUCGCAUGGGAGACCGGCGCCCAGAAGCAAGUCGUGGCCGUCGUCAACAAGCUCAUGUGGGCGGCCUGCGUAUGCAUAUGCGGCGCCUUCCUCUCCGUAGCGUUUUUGGACGUGGGGCCGGUGGCGCCGUGGAUGGCCAUCACCAUCACAGUGAUUGGAGGUCCGAUGAUCGUCGGAACCCUGGGGGUUAUGUGCUUCCUGGUCUUCCGGCGGUACUUCAAGCUCAACGACGACUCCCAGAGGAUCAUCAGGAGGACGAGCGGGAGCAGGUCCUUUUCCUGGUCCCGCUACUCGGCCUUCUCCGACCCUGAGGCUAACUACUCCGACCACGAGAAGAGCUUCUACGCCCUGUAA